GCCCGCGCGCGGCGCAUGCGCGGCGGUCGUUCGGGAGCGGCCCGUGAGUCAGCGGCGGCCGCCGGGCGCCGCCCGAGAUCGGCGCACAUCCGGGUGCCGCGGCGCCGCCCACCGCCGGCUGCCGCCCGCGCGGGGGGGUGCCGCGCCGCCGGGCCGGGCUUCUCCGAUGCGCAUCGCCGCCCGUUCGGCGGCCGCUGGCGUGCGGCGGGGAGCGGCCGCGCUCCGCCCGAGGUCGCCGCCAUGAUGCCGGCCCUGUCCGCCCCGCGGCGGGGCUGCCGCAGCCUGUACCGCCUGUACGUGCGGUGCCAGGCGGCCCCGCUGCGCCGCGCCUGCCACGGAUGGCAAGCUUCAAUGAAAAGUGGGAGCCUGUUUUGUGCUUUGCCGUGCAAUCGUCUGCCUGUGCAGCUGAUGAGUCAAGUGAGAGUUUAUACCUCCAAUGGUCAGAAAAAAGAUCUCGGAUCAGAAGAUAAAAAUGUAUCUACCCCUGAAGACGCUGUGCGUAAAGUUGGAACAGGACGAGAUACUGGCAAUGCAGAUCAAAAGCAGACUUUGCUUAAAGAGCCCAUCCAAGUGAAAGUGAAAGCAGUCCUCAAAAAAAGAGAGUAUGGACCAAAAUAUACGCAGAACAACUUCAUUACUGGAGUCAGAGCAAUUAAUGAAUUUUGUCUCAAAUCCAGUGAUUUGGAUCAACUGCGGAAAAUUAAACGGCGAAGCCCCCAUGAUGACACUGAGACUUUCACUGUGUACCUGAGAGCGGAUGUAGAGGCGAAGUCUCUUGAAGUUUGGGGUAGUCCAGAGGCUCUUGCUAGGGAGAGAAAACGACGCAAAGAGGCAGAGAUCAAGUACAGAGAAAAUUUAUUUAGAAACCAAAGGCUGUUGAAGGAAUACAGGGAGUUCUUUGGAAAUACUAAGCCACGCUCCAGUGCAGCAGCUAUGUUUUUCAAGGGACCAGGGAAAGUGGUAAUGGUAGCUAUCUGCAUAAAUGGGUUGAAUUUUUUCUUUAAGCUACUUGCUUGGGUUUACACGGGUUCUGCAAGUAUGUUUUCAGAAGCUAUACAUUCUUUAGCAGACACAUGCAACCAGGCAUUGCUAGCUUUGGGCAUCAGUCAGUCUGCAAGAACACCUGACCCUAGUCAUCCGUAUGGUUUCACAAACAUGCGCUAUAUUGCCUCCCUGAUUAGUGGGGUGGGCAUUUUCAUGAUGGGUGCAGGACUUUCUUGGUAUCAUGGAAUCAUGGGUUUACUCCACCCUCAUCCUAUAGAAUCUCUUCUCUGGGCAUACUGCAUUUUGGCAGGGUCAUUGGUAUCUGAAGGAGCUACCCUUCUUGUUGCUAUAAAUGAAAUCCGCAGGAGUGCUCGAGCCAAGGGUCUGUCAUUUUAUCAAUAUGUUGUGCAGAGUCGUGAUCCAAGUACCAAUGUAGUGUUACUGGAAGAUGCUGCAGCAGUUCUGAGCGUGGCUGUAGCUGCUACCUGUAUGGGUCUGACUUCUUUAACAGGAAACCCAUACUAUGACAGUGUGGGGUCUCUUGGCGUUGGAACUUUGCUAGGAACUGUGUCAGCAUUUCUAAUCUACACUAACACUGAAGCCCUGCUGGGACGAUCUAUUCAACCUGAACAACUGCAGCGACUUACUGAGUUACUGGAAAGUGAUCCUGUAGUAAGAGCAAUUCACGAUGUUAAAGCCACAGACAUGGGAAUGAGCAAAGUGAGAUUCAAGGCAGAAGUAGACUUCGAUGGACGGGUUGUUACACGUUCUUACCUGGAAAAACAAGACAUUGAACAGCUGCUACAAGAAAUUCAGCAAGUAAAGACCCUAGAAGAAUUAGAAGCGUUCAUGCUUAAGCAUGGUGAGAAUAUCAUUGACACGCUGGGAGCUGAAGUGGACAGACUUGAGAAGGACUUAAAGCAACGAAAUCCUGAUGUUCGUCAUGUGGAUUUGGAGAUACUAUAGACUUACCAGAAGAAAUCUUUAAGUUGAUAGCAAUUUGGGAAGAAGACAUGUAAAUGGCUGAAAAGCUUCUGAAAUUACAGUGACCUCAGCAGCAUACCUCGCUUUAGUUUGCAGGCUUCCUGGACUGUUAGCUUCUUAGACUGCUGCUUUUUCUGGAAGAGCAUUAGACUUGCAGUCGAAAAGUUCCGUGACAAAUCCACUUGAAAAGCUGCUUGACUUAAAUUCUGCUGGAGAAUCUGUCUAUUUACUGCAAUUCAGAACUUCAGACUUGAAGUUUAGAUAGGCAAACAUAACUGCCUGAAAACAUGCAGCACGCUUAGUUUUUCCAUUUGUGUCCCUUUGCAGUCAGUUUGCACUUCUUUAGUUUCUUUCAAGAUAUCAUUAAAGGUUCUUGGGAGAUAUUAAGAUUAGCUACGAUGAGUUUGUUCCAGUGGAACCUGCCAACCUUAAACUAAUAGUUAUAUUUCAGCUGUGUGAUUGUUUCACAGUUUUUCUUUUCUAUGAGAUAAAUUCCUUCAAAUAGGCACUGACCUCCAAGUACCGUGACCUGGAAACCUUUUUGCCACCAUUGUGAUUACCAACAGCACUUCAGAAAAAAAAAUCAGGUUUUUCUCCUUGGUGGAGUCAGCUGUACGUGGUCAGCCAGAGGAUAUUGGGUUACUGUGAAGAAAAAUGUAGAGGUUUCAGUGAAUUUCCUCUGUUUAAAUUGUAUUCUUUUUUCCCCCUACUUCUUCAAUUUUUUUUUUUUUUGUAAAUAUCUUCAGAUGUGAUCUGGGAGACACUUAUGGUAGUGUUUAUUGAAAGUUACUUGGCAUUUUUGGCUUUUUAUACUUUUAAUAAGCAGUAUUGCCAAAAAUGGUCAUUGCUAGAAGAUGUAAGAAAUGCAUUUGGAAGUAAUAAUAGUCAAGAAUGUAUUAGAAAUAUUUAUAAUUAAACACGUGAAUACAUUGUA
This is a messenger RNA of Phasianus colchicus (ring-necked pheasant), 2902 nucleotides long. It is a transcript of the gene SLC30A9, whose product is annotated as solute carrier family 30 member 9. Gene Ontology annotation, molecular function: monoatomic cation transmembrane transporter activity. The record is from RefSeq and is a predicted model, not a curated record. Gene Ontology annotation, biological process: zinc ion transport; transmembrane transport; intracellular zinc ion homeostasis. Gene Ontology annotation, cellular component: membrane; endoplasmic reticulum. NCBI's taxonomy places the organism in Eukaryota, Metazoa, Chordata, Aves, Galliformes, Phasianidae.